Molecule: messenger RNA, 693 nt
Organism: Phodopus roborovskii (desert hamster)
Lineage: Eukaryota; Metazoa; Chordata; Mammalia; Rodentia; Cricetidae
Product: collagen alpha-1(XIX) chain-like
Exons: 7
Coding region: 37-639 (200 amino acids)
Source: RefSeq, a predicted model, not a curated record
AAUGGAAAAGAUGGAUUACCAGGUGCUCAGGGCAUCAUGGGUAAACCUGGAGACAGAGGCCCCAAAGGAGAGCGUGGUGACCAGGGAAUUCCAGGAGACAGAGGUCCACAAGGUGAACGUGGAAAACCAGGUCUUAUGGGCAUGAAGGGGGCUAUAGGUCCUGUGGGGCCACCAGGAAGCAAGGGCUCCAUAGGAUCACCUGGCCACCAAGGCCCUCCAGGCUCUCCAGGCAUCCCUGGCAUGCCGGCUGAUGCUGUUUCAUUUGAAGAAAUCAAAAAGUACAUUAAUCAAGAGGUCCUGAGGAUUUUUGAAGAGAGGAUGGCUGUGUUUCUAUCCCAGCUUAAGCUGCCAGCAGCAAUGCUAUCUGCUCAAGCUCAUGGGAGGCCUGGGCCACCAGGGAAGGAUGGGUUACCCGGACCCCCAGGAGACCCAGGACCCCAAGGCUACCGAGGACAGAAGGGAGAAAGAGGUGAACCUGGAAUUGGGCUGCCCGGGAGCCCAGGUCUUCCCGGAUCUUCAGCAGUGGGCCUGCCAGGUGCCCCAGGGCCUCAAGGACCCCCAGGACCCAGUGGAAGAUGUAAUCCAGAAGAUUGCCUCUAUCCUGCGUCUCCUGCCCAUCAGCAGGCAGGUGCAAAAUGAAAACUGCGAAGGAAGACUUAGUCCCUGGUGAUAACCUCCACGCCAUUAGAGCUG